Scophthalmus maximus (turbot) is the source of this 2328-nucleotide messenger RNA. It is a transcript of the gene prpf38b, whose product is annotated as pre-mRNA processing factor 38B. The coding region runs from base 237 to 1616 and encodes 459 amino acids. The record is from RefSeq and is a predicted model, not a curated record. Gene Ontology annotation, cellular component: precatalytic spliceosome. Lineage: Eukaryota; Metazoa; Chordata; Actinopteri; Pleuronectiformes; Scophthalmidae. The transcript is spliced from 6 exons.
CGGCAGCACUUCCGUUCACACUGCACCACGGACGGUCCUGUUCCGGUUCCACCUCGCCGCAGGACUUGAGCUUCAGCGACGGCGGGAAGUUGUUUUCACCGAUUUAGCCACAAAUCGACGACAACCGAACGGACGGAAUUGUUAAAGGUCGACACUUCGUCAUCCAACAUCGAUGGCCCUGUGAACGGAAGUGCGCCAACUGCAAAGCAAGCUCGGCGGCGCGGGAUCCAGCUAACAUGGCUAACGUCGGCAACCAGCUACCGACGCAGGCCGUUAGCAAGCCUGCACCAGGCAAACAUGGGAACGUACUGCCCCUGUGGGGCAACGAGAAGACCAUGAACCUCAACCCGAUGAUUCUCACCAACGUGCUGUCCUCGCCCUAUUUCAAAGUCCAGCUCUAUGAACUCAAGACCUACCACGAAGUCGUGGACGAAAUCUAUUUCAAGGUGAAUCAUGCUGAGCCUUGGGAGAAGGGAAGUAGAAAGACGGCCGGCCAGACUGGAAUGUGCGGAGGGGUGCGUGGAGUUGGAACUGGUGGCAUUGUGUCUACUGCUUUCUGUCUUCUUUACAAACUGUUUACUCUCAAGCUGACACGCAAACAGCUGAUGGGUCUCAUCACUCACACAGACUCGCCAUACAUCAGAGCACUUGGCUUCAUGUACAUACGAUACACUCAGCCCCCAGCAGAUUUGAUCGAAUGGUACGACGGCUUCCUGGAUGAUGAGGAGGAGCUUGACGUGAAGGCAGGGGGUGGCUGUGUGAUGACUGUUGGAGAAAUGCUGCGCUCCUUCCUGACCAAACUGGAGUGGUUCUCCACUCUCUUCCCCCGCAUCCCAGUGCCUGUGCAGAAGAUAAUUGACCAGCAGAUGAAGGCAAGGCCACGUAAGAUUGCUCCAAAGGAGACACCGGAGGAGGAAGCCCAGCCCGUAGAGCCAGGGAGGCAAGGGGAACGGCGGCAAUCCAGGACACCCAGGCGAUCACCGAGCCCCCGAAGGUCGCCCAAACGAUCAAGGAGCAGGAGCCACCACCGCGAGAAAGAGCGCCACGGCCCCAGCUUCGACCGAGAACUGGAGAGGGAGCGUGACCGGCAAAGGAAGGAGGGCAGGGACAGGGAUAGGGACAGGGGGGACAGAGAGAGACGGCGGUCCCGCAGCGCAGACAGGAACCAAGAACGACGAGAACGUAGACGAAGUCGCAGCGGCAGCCGGGAGCGAAGAAACGAACGCAGAGAAAGAGAUGUAGGGGAUGACAGGAGCAAGAAGAAGGACAGGGAUCACCAUAAAGAUAGAGGCACUGAGAGGGAGAGGUCCAGGGACAAGAAGAGCAGGGGAGAGACUGACGACAGGAGGCACAAAGAGGACAGGGAGAGGCACAGAGAGGAGAGGAAAGCCAAAAGGUCGAGCCGGAGUCGAAGCAAGGAAAGGAAGCACAAAAGUGGAGAGGAGAAGAACAGGAAAAGAGAGCGUAGCCACAGCAGAGAGAGAGACAGGGAGAAAGAGGGAGAACAGCGAUCCCACAAGCAUAGUCGUAGUAAAGAGAGGAGUCUUCAUCAGCGCGAGUCCAAUAAUGACCAUAGUAAACAUAGUGAACGCAGAAGGAGUCAUAGCACUGAGUAAAUGUCGCCUUGAAGCAAUAUUUCUUCUUCUACUCCCUGUGUUUUUCUUCCCUUUUUCUACCCCGUUGUCUGGCGUGUCACUUGUGCUGAAGACUAAGAAUGAUCGCACACCGGACACCUUGAUAUGUUGUCUUUGGCGAAUGCAAUGUUGCUUUACUUUUAAUGUUUUUCUGCCUUUUUCACUCCCAAUUAGACCAGUGUUAGUCUUCACUUGAAAUUUGGAAAGAGGCAAAAAUGGCAUUUUAAUUUUCUAUGGUUCAUUCUCUUUUGCCCCAGGAUGCAAUGGGUUUGUAUAUAAUGUUUCGGAAGCUGUCUACACACGAUAAGUGGUCAGAGGUGCAUUCACCGCCGGGUUGCGCUUUCAGGCCUUUUUUUAUUUGACUAAAAGUACAGAGCAUAUGACUUGACUUCCACCAUCCCUAAUCUCCUUUGUCUGUUGAAUUCCGAUUCAACGUGCUUUGAACAGUCCAAAGUUAAAGGUUAAAGUUUACAUUUGAGCCUAGUGGCGAUAUGACCGUGUUUCAAUCCAGCCUGAAGUACUUCUGUCAUUGAUUGUGUGUUGACAGCCUGAAAAUGUUUUAAUCCUCCAAAGGGCCGUAUGCAAAGGGUACAUUUUUUUUUUUUACCCCACACACACUUAAGCCCUGCUUGUGCUGUGAUUGGGUUGUUGCUCUGUUGCAUUUUUUUUCUAUUAAAAACACUUUUACGAACAA